UUCCCAGCAGCCUUUGUGGAGUAACAGCGCAUCAUUGUGCGACGCUCUUUACAGCUAGAGUCGGGAAGAACGGAUAAAUAAAAGGCGGACGAGCCCAGCUGUGCUUCGGGGGACCGCGGGGAGUCUUGACUGCGGGGAUGGAGCCGGAGCCGGAGCCGGGGAGGGGGGCUCCGCUGGCCCUCGCCCAGCCGGAGAGCUUCGUUCCUGGGGAGGUGAAGCCGGAGGAGGAGGGGGAGGAGGCGGAGGGGCUGGGCGAGGAGUGGGAGUGGGAGACCACUGUCAUCAAACAGGAGGAAGAGCCGGAGACGGAGCUCGCUGAGUCCAGGCUCCAGGGGGAGUGCGGCGGAGGAGGGGCGCAGGAGGGUGACCCCUGGGGUACGGAGGGGCAGCAGCUGUUUCCGAACGGAGCUGCGGGGAGCGGCUGUGAGGGGGGGCCCGCGCUCCUCGCAGGGUCCCGGAAGCGCAAAGCAGCGUGGACUGGGAAGCUGCCCCAGGAGGAAGGAGGCAGGGAGGGGAACGGGUACCCCUUGUACCCCAAAAUGGGAGGCGAGAUCGGAGAGAUGGGGGAGAUGCAGGAGAUGGGAGAGAUGCAGGAGAUGGGGGAGAUGCAGGAGAUGGGAGAGAUGCGGGAGAUGGGAGAGAUGCGGGAGAUCGGAGAGAUGGGGGAGAUGCGGAUGAUGGGGGAGUUGGGGGCCCCCCUCUUCGCGGUGCCAGGCGACGAAAGCUGCUCGCAGUUCCAGCACCCCGCGGCGAGAGAGGAGGUACCCCAUGGGAGCAGCUCAGGGUCAGGCGCAGAAGGGCCGUGGGAGGGCAGCCUGAUCUCCCAGCAGCAGCGGGUGGGGGGGGGGCAGGUCUGGGCCCCCCCUCCCCCCCACCCCUCCACGGGCUCCUCCCCCGCCUGCUCCAGGGCGUCCCGCCACUUCUCGGAGCUGGAGAAGAGGGUGCUGCUGGGGCUGAUCGAGCGACACCGCUCGGUGCUGGAGAGCCGCAAGGGCGACGCGGGGACCGUCCUGCGCAAGCAGCGCACCUGGCAGCAGCUGGGAGCCGAGUUCAACGGGCACCCCUGCGUCUUCCACCGCGACGCCAAGCAGCUGCGCAAGUGCUGGGAGAACAUCAAGGCCCGCGCCAAGAAGACCGCCCGCUCCUCCACCCAGGGGAGGAGAGCCAAGGCUGGGGCCGGGGGGGCGGAGGAGGGGGGCGGGGCGACGGCAGGAGCCGGGGGGAAGCAGGGGAGCAGGGAGCCGGCACCGAGGGGAAAGGGGGAGCCCGCGGAGGGGAAGGAAGGCAAGGCGGGGUCCGGGGUGGGGGAGGAAAGCUGGGGGGGAAAGGGGAGUAGGGUGUCGGGGAGCGAGCAGGUGCCAGGGGCGCAGACUUGGAGGGUGGAGGGAAGAGGGGGGAGAGGGUUGGGGUUGGGGGAGGAGCGUGAUUGGGGCUUGAGGACCCCUGGCUGGAGUGGGGCAGGGGGGCAGAGGAGGGCGAGGAUCGGGCUCGGGUUGGGAUUGGGGUUAAGGGGAGGGGAACCUCUGGGAGCUGGGCCGGAGUCGACGGACACCCCGAAACCGCAGAGGAGCGUGAACGGGGCCCCCCCACUUUCUCUCGGCAGCGGAGCCUCAACGCAGGAGCCCAGCUCGGCCAGUCAGCAGCGACGCGGCUUCAGGGAAGAAGUGGUGGAUCUCUGUGUGGAGGAAUGGGGUGUCACAGAGCAGAAGAAAAGAACCCCCAGACCCUGCAGCCUCCCCCCCCCCUCCUCCUCCUCCUCCUCCUCUCCCCCGGCACUCCCCACAAGCACGGCCAGACCGGGUGAGACGGGCAACAGCAGAAGAGAAACCGGGACCCCACCCCAUCUCUUCACCAGCCCCGCCCCGGGCGCAGGGAGACCGGAGGGGGCCAGGGGCAAGAGGAAAGGCCUGGGCAGGGGCCUGGGCCCCCCCGGCGUGGCCCCCCCUCGCAGGGAGGAGCAGCUCCAGCUCUCCCUGGUCCGGCUGCAGAUCCGACAGGCGGUGGAGCUCCACGGGGUGAAGAGGCAGCAGCUCCGGAGAGCGGGGGAGCUGGCGGAGGAGGAGCACCGGGCCAGGAUGAGGGUGCUGAGACACAAGGAGCAGUACUGGGAGAGGAAGCUGCAGCCGCUGCUCUCCCUGCCCCCUCCCCCUCCCCCUCCACCCGCCUACCCCGCUCUCUCCUCACAGCCCCUCCUCUCCCCUCCGCCCCUCCUCCCCCCUCCCUCCUUCCCUUACUCCUCCCUCUCCGUCUCCACACAGCCCGGAGCUGGGAGGCUAGGCAGACUCUAGGGGCGAUUUAGCAAUUCCAAUUCCUUUGUAAAAAUCUAUUCCUCAGUUCCGCAACAGAACCGACUGUAAUUUCGGUUGUUCCAGAUCGAGGUCCCUCUUGUGGGGGGGGGGAGGAGGAGGAGGGGGGGGGGGGGGUCUUCGCUGGCGUCGAUCGGGGCUGAUUUACCGCUCCGGAUGAGACAGUCGCUCGGGGGGGUUGUGAGGAUCGCUCUUCUCCUCCGCGGAGUCUUUAAGAAAAGCAGCGAUCGAUCAGUCCUCACGAACCCCAGCGGCUGCUUCUUAAUUCGCUCCGAGCGGUAAAUCAGCCCCGAUGGACAGCAGCGACCCCCCCCCCCCCCCCCCCCCCCGAGUCCUGCGGAGAGCGCCGUCCCGUGAGAGAACGAUCUCUUUGUAAUUUCACCGCCUGUCAGAACCUGUGCUGUGUAGUAUAGCUUGCAGCUUCACCUUGUAUUAAUUUAACUGUUUGUACAAUAAAUGUGUUUCGAUUUCUAUUCCAGCGUGUUUAAAAACUGUGC
Acipenser ruthenus (sterlet) is the source of this 2803-nucleotide messenger RNA. RefSeq lists its product as uncharacterized. The transcript is spliced from 4 exons. NCBI's taxonomy places the organism in Eukaryota, Metazoa, Chordata, Actinopteri, Acipenseriformes, Acipenseridae. The record is from RefSeq and is a predicted model, not a curated record. The coding region runs from base 138 to 2288 and encodes 716 amino acids.